UGGUGCUGCUUGUGCGCUCGCUCGGUGCGGACCUGGUACCUCUUUUGUGAAGCGGCAGCUGAGAAGACUCCGGCGCUCGCCAUGGGCGACGAAAAACCCAAGGAAGGAGUCAAGACUGAGAACAACGAUCAUAUUAAUUUGAAGGUGGCGGGGCAGGAUGGUUCUGUGAUGCAGUUUAAGAUUAAGAGGCAUACACCACUUUGUAAACUAAUGAAAGCCUAUUGUGAACGACAGGGUUUGUCGAUGAGGCAGAUCAGAUUCCCAUUUGACGGGCAGCCAAUCAAUGAAACAGACACACCUGCACAGUUGGAAAUGGAGGAUGAAGAUACAAUCGAUGUGUUCCAGCAGCUGACAGGCGGUGUCUUCUGAAAAGGGAGCCUGCUACUUUACUCCAGAACUCUGUUCCUACAGACCAAGAAUACAUUCUUAAUUAGAAAACCACAAUUCGGUUCUACCGCAUCCUGACUACUA
Molecule: messenger RNA, 471 nt
Organism: Orycteropus afer afer
Lineage: Eukaryota; Metazoa; Chordata; Mammalia; Tubulidentata; Orycteropodidae
Product: small ubiquitin-related modifier 2-like
Biological process (GO): protein sumoylation
Cellular component (GO): nucleus
Molecular function (GO): ubiquitin-like protein ligase binding; protein tag activity
Source: RefSeq, a predicted model, not a curated record